Molecule: messenger RNA, 15478 nt
Organism: Astyanax mexicanus (Mexican tetra)
Lineage: Eukaryota; Metazoa; Chordata; Actinopteri; Characiformes; Acestrorhamphidae
Gene: dnah10
Product: dynein axonemal heavy chain 10
Exons: 78
Coding region: 222-13946 (4574 amino acids)
Biological process (GO): microtubule-based movement
Cellular component (GO): dynein complex
Molecular function (GO): ATP hydrolysis activity; minus-end-directed microtubule motor activity; dynein intermediate chain binding
Source: RefSeq, a predicted model, not a curated record
AACCAGCUCUGACCGGCUGCCUGUCAGCGCCGCGUGCGUGCUGUGGGUGGUUGUCAGGGUAACGGUAAACUCACGCGCAGCUGUGUGAGUUUUAGUAGUUAGCACGGUGGCUAAUAACCGUCUUUUUUACCUCAGAGUUUGCGGGAGGGACAUGAAACCGCUUUUUACUCCGGUUUCUGCUUCGGUUUCAGUCUGUGUAGUGAAUUAAGCUCUCUGAUUAAAUGGCUCUGGACGAUGUUCGGCUGCAGUGGAUCCGGGACCGGGUCUGCUCCGCUUUUUACCUGCCGGAACCGAAUUGUUUCGAGGAUCUGUUGAGCCGCGGAUCCGGAUCCGAGCGCGACAAAAUAAUCCGGUUCCUGAACCAGAUUUCCGAGGAGGAGUCCAGCUCAGCGCUGCUGUUCUACAAGCGGAUCCGGGAGGAGGAGGUGGAGGUUCUAAUCCAGGACGAGGAAAAGAAGCAGACCAAUUCUUCUGAAGGUGAACAGGAAGAAGAGUCUACGGCUGAAAACCCGGAUCCAGAAAUCCUGAAGUUGGAGGAGCUUCCUUCUGCUAGAUAUGAGGUACAGAUCAGGUACCAUGUGGAGCUGUAUGUAGCGGUGGACUACAUCCCAGACAGGACCGUGAAGUCCAGCGUCCUCUACUUCCUGAGGAACACUAACGAGCCUAUCUUCGAACCUGUGGACAUACACGAGGCCAACAACUUGAUGCCCAAACUGCUGGAGAUCGGCAUGAUGCCCACCGGCCAGUCCCUGCUGAUGCUCAGGAACCUUCUCCCACAUGUGUAUAUCCCCCUGCUCUCAGCGAAUCAGCUCAAACUCACUGAAGGAGGCUACCAGGAGGCAGCAAGUUCUGAAGAUGGGGGUGAAGCUGAUAAUGGACAUAAGGAUGAAAGCCAGCAGCUGCCAGCCAAGUCCAGCGGCAUGCAGAACAUCCGAGAUGAGCUCCUCAACAGCAUGUACAAGUUCCUGGGCCACAUAAACCAGACCAUCCAGCAGCUGGAGGGUGGGAUUAAACUCCAUAUUCCAGAGCUGGACCUGAAGCAGGAAGUGGAAGCACUCUUGGCCAAUCAGGAGGCAGUAGAAAUUCUGGAGCAGUGUGUGAUGAACUGGCAGGCACAAAUCACCAUCGUUCUCGAAGAGCAGCAGAAGAAGAAACCACAGGCUCCCGGUCCGUUGGCGGAGAUUGAUUUCUGGCGGGAGCGAGCCGCGGCGCUGAGCGCUCUGAGUGAGCAGCUGAAGCUUCCUGUAGUAAAGAAGAUUCUGGAGGUGAUGACCCGGGCUGAACCCGCCACGGUGCAGAACCUGGACCUGACCGUGACCGAGCUGAACAAUUACCUUGUGGAGGCUGUGAAUAACGUGGACUUCCUCAGUACUCUGGAGAGGCACUUUAAGAACCUGGCCACAGGGGUGAGCUUCAUUGUGAUCUUGGAGACCAUCCCUCAGAUGAUGAACGGGCUGCAGCUGGUGUGGAUCAUUUCUAGCCACUACAACACGGACGAGCGCAUGGUGCCGCUGAUGGAGCGCAUCGCCUGGGAGCUGUCUGAGCGCGUUGCUCGCGUCGUCAACAUCCGGCUGCUUUUCAAAGAAAGGCGUGAGGUGGCGAAGGCUAAAGUACUGGAUGGGAAGAAGGUUCUGGAUCAGUGGAAGAGCUGCUACUUCGAGGUUCGGGCUCGAAUCGAGACGUCCGGCACGGAUCCGCGCUGGGAGUUCGACCGCAAGAAGCUGUUUGAGAAGACAGACUACAUGGCGUCCAUCUGUCAGGACCUCUACAACGUCCUGCAGACUCUGGAUGAGUUCUAUAACGUGUUUGGGUCGGAGAUGAGGGCAGUGACUCGUGACUCCAGGAGGAUAGAUGAUGUGGUGCGCUGGGUGGACAGCCUGGUUGUUCCCAUCGAGGAGCUGAACUUCGACCCCUUCGACAUCAGGAAGACGGGCAGCUGGAAGAUGGUGAUGAAGGACUUCAGGAGCAAAGUUCAGGAUAUUGAAGACGAGGCCGUCAGCUUUAUCGAUCAGUCCUUUAAAACUCUGCGCUCGGCCUCCGCCGCCUUCGACAUGCUGCUGAACUUCAGACACAUCCGCUCCAGAGACGCCAUCAACAAGCAGAUGAUGAAGAAGUUCAACGAUAUUCUCACCCAGUACUGCAAAGAGGUGGAGGUGAUAAACAGCAUGUUUGUGGAGCAGAGAGAGAACCCCCCUGUGUCUAAGAUCUAUCCCCCCGUAGCCGGAGCCGUGUACUGGGAGCGCCUGCUGUUCCACCGCAUCAAAGACCCCAUCAUACGCUUCCAGGAGCUGCCCGAGAUGCUGGAUAACGAGCAGGGGAAAUCCGUGACGGAGAAGUACCUGGAGGUGGGGAGGCGGAUGCGGGACUAUGAGGUGAAGAAGGUGGAGGGCUGGAGGAAGGAGACGGAGCGGAUGCUACCUGAGCUAAUGAACAGAACCCUGCUGCUCACGGUCGACAGCUCUGGAGACGUCUGUAAAGAGACGGAGCAGUGCCUGGAGAGAGGGAUACGGUUGGUGGUGAACUUCGCUCCAGAGCUGAAGGAGAUCAUCUCAGAGACCAUAUAUCUGGAUAGGCUGGGCUACGCCGUGCCUGAGCUGGCUCGUAACGUGGCUCUGCAGGAGCACAGGUUCCUGAGGUGUGUGGAUGAGCUGAAGAACCUGGUUAAACGCUGCCACUCUCUGAUGGACAGUCUGAACGAUGCGGAGUUCCUCCUGUUGACCCCGCAGGUGCAGGAGCUCAGGAGAGUGCUGCGUGCUGGAUGGAGGAGGCUGAACUGGAACUCUCUGGGCAUUGCUGAGUUUAUCGGGCGUAGCGAGCAGGCAGUCACGAAGUUCGAGUCUUUGGUGAGCCAGAUUAAGAAGAACGCAAGAGACGUCGACGCCAAGCUUCAGGACAUCGAGACAGCAAACCUUUUUAAAUUCCCAGCUCCAGAUAAAGCAGGAGAUCUACCAGGAGUGAAGGAGUUCUUUGAGCUGGUUGAGAAGCAAAGGGUUAAAGACGUGAUCCUGCUGAGUCUGAUGUACACCGCCAUCGGACCGCUGCUCACCAAGACCGAGAGCCUGAUCAUGCAGACCAGCACCGGCAGGGCCGAGAGCAUGACCCAGUACUACGCUUACUGGGAGCGCAAAGUCUACGACGCCCUGACAAAGAUGGUCCUGAAGAACCUGCAGGUGUUCAACACUGCCCUGAUGGGCUCCACGCCACUCUUCAAAAUCGAGACCAUCCUCUCUGCUCCCGAGAUCGUCCUGCACCCUAAAAGCAACGACGUGUACAAGCUGAUGAUGCAGAGUGUACGGGACUGCCUGGAAUGCACCAAGCGGUUCGUUCGUUGGAUGAACGGAACCUGUAUCGAGUGCCCGCCUCAGCGCGUGGACGGCGAGGACGAGCCCUUCGUCUUCAGCUUCUAUAGCGAGAUCUACCCGCAGCCGCAGGUAAACGAGUGCGCCGUGGCCGUGUCCCAGAGCGCCCAGCAGCUCCUCGGCUCUCUGGGGCGAUACCUGGGCCGCUGGAAACGAUACCACCCCCUCUGGAACCUCGACAAAUCCAUCAUGAUGGAGAAGUUCGCGGCCAAGAAGCCCUCUUGCGUCACGUACGACGAGAAGCUGAAGUUCUACUCCAACAUCGGCCAGGAGGUGGCGCAGCAGCCGCUGGUGAAGGACGUUCACGUGGUCAGACUGGACCUGGAGCCACUGGCUCACACCGUGCAGGAGAACGUCCAGGCCUGGGUCUCCUCUCUGGGGAGGCUGCUGAACGACUCCGCCCGGGAGGACCUGUACGCCCUCCGCUCCGAACUACAGCAAUUGUCGGAGAAUCUGAAGAAGAGUCCGGACACACUGGAGGACCUGAAGUUCGUCCUCAGCACCAUCUCUAAUAUCCGGGACAUGUCUGUGGAUGUAGAGCUGAGGUUCAGAGACAUCCAGGAGAGAUACAGAACCCUCACCAUGUACAACAUCCAGGUUCCAGAGGAGGAGCUGCAGCUGGCUGCUAACAUCAGGAACAUGUGGAGCGAUCUGUUCUCCGAGUCCAGGCAGGUGGACCGCAGUCUGGGUAGAGCUAAAAAGACCUUCACUGAGAUCACGAAGGAGCAGAUAGUGCAGUACAAGCAGGAGGUAGCCAUCUUCGCCGAGAGCUUUAACAUGCAUGGUCCAGGAGCUGUGGGAGACAACCUGGACAAAGGCCUGACCGUGAUGGCCACCUAUGAGGAAGAACUGGCUAAGAUAGAGGCGGGUCGUCAGGAUCUGGUUGGUGCUGAGAAGUUGUUUGACCUGCCAAUCACCACGUAUCCAGAGCUUCUGAACGUCCAGCGGGAGAUGAGAGCCCUGAGGCAGAUCUACGAGGUCUACAAAGCUCAGCAGGCUGCUAAGACGGAGUGGUCUCAGACUCUGUGGGUGAAUCUGAACAUCCAGCUGCUGCAGGAGGGCACGGAGGGCUUCAUUAAGAGUCUGAGGAAGCUGCCGAAGGACGUGAGGGCGAUGCCCGUAGCCUUCUUCCUCGAGGGACGCAUGAAGGAGUUCAAGGAGUCUCUGCCCCUACUGCUGGACCUGAAGAACGAGGCGCUGAGGGACAGGCACUGGAAGGAGCUGAUGGAGCGCACUGGUACCAGCUUUGAGAUGAACCCAGAGACAUUCACACUGGAGAACAUGUUCGCCAUGGAGCUGCAGAAGCAUGGAAACGUCAUCGGAGACAUCGUCACCUCCGCUGUCAAAGAGCUCAGCAUAGAGAAGGGUGUGAAGGAGGUGGUGGACACGUGGGAGGUGAUGAAGUUCAGCGUGCAGCGCUACUUUAAAGGCACUCAGGAGCGCGGCUACAUCCUGGGUUCUGUGGACGAGAUUCAGCAGAAUCUGGAUGAUAAUGCCGUGAACCUGCAGAGCAUGGCGGGUAGUCGCUUCAUCGGGCCGUUCCUGAACGUCAUCCAGCAGUGGGAGAAGAACCUGUCUCUCAUCAGUGAAGUUAUUGAGGUGUGGAUGUUGGUGCAGAGGAAGUGGAUGUACCUGGAGAGCAUCUUCAUUGGAGGAGAUAUCCGAUCUCAGCUGCCAGAAGAAGCCAAGAAGUUUGACCACAUUGAUAAAAUGUUUAAAAAGAUCAUGUCAGACACGGUGAGGGAUCCAGGAAUUAAGAGGUGCUGUCUGGUUCCAAAUCGCCUGUCCGACCUGCAGAACCUGAGUGAUGGAUUGGAGCGCUGCCAGAAGAGUCUGAACGAUUACCUGGACUCCAAACGCAAUGCCUUCCCUCGCUUCUUCUUCAUCUCCGACGACGAGCUGCUGAGCAUUCUGGGAAGCAGUGAGCCGGCCUGCGUCCAGGAGCACAUGAUCAAGAUGUACGACAACAUUGCGUCUCUGCGUUUCGACUCCGGGACGAACGGGGAGACGGUGGCGGGGGCGCUGGUGUCGGCGGAGGGGGAGGUGAUGGAGCUGAAGCAGCCUGUUCCUGCAGAGGGUCGGGUGGAGGACUGGAUGACUGCGGUUCUGCUGGAGAUGAGGAGAACCAACAGACUCAUCACCAAGGAGGCUAUCUUUUACUACUGUCAAAAGAAGAGCAGGGUGGACUGGAUGCUGGACUACCAGGGCAUGGUGGUGCUGGCAGGGAACCAGGUGUGGUGGACGUGGGAGGUGGAGGACGUUUUCCAGAAGAUGAGCUCCGGCGAGAAGCAGGCUAUGAAACAAUACGCCAAGAAGAUGCACCAACAGAUCGAUAACCUGGUGAGACGCAUCACUCAGCCUCUGAAGAAGAACGACCGACGCAAACUCAACACUGUCCUCAUCAUCGACGUCCAUGCCAGGGACAUCGUGGACAGCUUCGUGAGAGACAGUAUUACAGAUGCUGGUGAGUUUGAGUGGGAGAGUCAGCUGCGCUUCUACUGGGAUAAGAAGCCAGACGACCUGUUUGUGCGUCAGUGUUCUGCUGAGUUCUCCUACGGCUACGAGUACAUGGGCCUGAAUGGCCGGCUGGUCAUCACCCCGCUCACCGAUCGCAUCUACCUCACACUCACACAGGCUCUGUCUAUGUAUCUGGGUGGAGCUCCAGCCGGACCUGCAGGAACAGGGAAAACCGAGUCCACUAAAGAUCUGGCUAAAGCUCUGGGGCUGCUGUGUGUGGUCACCAACUGUGGAGAGGGCAUGGACUACAUGGCGGUGGGGAAGAUCUUCUCGGGUCUGGCUCAGUGUGGAGCCUGGGGCUGCUUUGACGAGUUCAACCGUAUAGACGCCUCAGUGCUGUCCGUCAUCUCCUCCCAGAUCCAGACCAUCCGCAACGCUCUCAUACUGCAGCUCAAGAGGUUCCAGUUUGAGGGUCAGGAGAUCAGCUUGGACUCCAGAAUGGGAAUCUUCAUCACGAUGAACCCGGGCUACGCCGGGCGCACCGAGCUGCCGGAGUCGGUGAAGGCUCUGUUCCGGCCGGUGGUGGUUAUCGUUCCUGACCUGCAGCAGAUCUGUGAGAUCAUGCUCUUCUCUGAGGGAUUCCUCUUGGCCAAGGUGUUGGCGAAGAAGAUGACGGUGUUGUAUAAGCUGGCGCGAGAGCAGCUUUCCAAACAGUCUCACUAUGAUUUCGGGCUGCGAGCGCUGAAGUCUGUGCUGGUGAUGGCAGGAGAACUCAAGAGAGGCUCCCCCGAUCUCAAUGAGGAUGUGGUGCUGAUGCGAGCUCUGAGGGAUAUGAAUCUCCCUAAGUUUGUAUUUGAGGAUGUUCCUCUGUUCCUGGGGCUGAUCUCGGACCUGUUCCCGGGGCUGGACUGUCCCCGUGUUCGCUACCCCAACUUUAACGAUGCUGUGGAAACAAUCAUGGAGGAGAACAAGUACAGCCUCCUGCCCAAUCAGGUGGAUAAGGUGGUGCAGAUGUACGAGACCAUGAUGACCAGACACACCACCAUGGUGGUGGGACCCACAGGAGGAGGGAAAUCUGUGGUUAUUAACACUCUGUGCCAAGCCCAGACCAGGCUGGGACUGUUGACCAAAAUGUACGCUCUGAACCCCAAAGCCAUGAGUGUGAUCGAGCUCUACGGCAUCCUGGACCCGGUGACCCGAGACUGGACCGACGGGAUUCUGUCCAACAUCUUCAGAGACAUCAACAGACCUACUGACAAAAAGGAGAGAAGGUACAUCCUGUUCGAUGGAGACGUGGACGCUCUGUGGGUGGAGAAUAUGAACUCAGUGAUGGAUGACAAUAAGCUGCUAACGCUGGCUAACGGAGAGAGGAUCCGCCUGCAGAACCACUGCGCUCUCCUGUUCGAGGUUGGAGACCUGCAGUACGCCUCCCCUGCCACUGUGUCCCGCUGUGGAAUGGUGUUUGUGGACCCCAAAAACCUUCGCUACGCCCCCUACUGGCAGAAGUGGGUGAACAACAGACCUCCAAAAGAGCAGGCAGACCUGAGGAAGCUGUUUGAGAAGUACGUUCCCAGCAUUAUAGAGAUGGUGGUGGAGGGCAUCACUGAUGGCAAACAAGGAGAGAAGCUGAAGACGAUUGUCCCUCAGACUGAUUUAAACAUGGUGGUGCAGUUGUCUAUGAUGCUGGAUGCUCUGCUGGAGCCGGAAGAUCUGAGCUCUGAGGAGCUGGAGUGUUUUUUUAUCGAGGCUCUGUACUGCUCUCUGGGAGCCGCGCUGCUGGAGACCGGCCGGAAGAAGUUUGACGACUUGGUUAAGAAGCUGUCGUGUCUCGUCAGCGUUCAGGACGAGAAAACCCUCGCCGGACCCGGAGAGAUACCGGGUUACCUGCCGACUCUCUUCGACUUCCACUUUGACGGAACUACAAAGAAGUGGAUGCCCUGGAGCUCACUGGUUGCCAAAUACAUCCAUAACCCUGAUACAAAAUUCAUCGACAUUCUUGUGCCGACGGUGGACACGACUCGGGUGAACUGGCUGCUGGAGCAGAUGGUGAAGGUGAAGAGGCCGGUGGUUCUGGUUGGAGAGUCUGGAACCUCGAAGACGGCAACAACUCAGAACUUCCUCAACAACCUCAACCCAGACUCUACCAUGGUUCUGACCAUUAACUUCUCAUCAAGAACCACAUCAAUGGACCUGCAGAGGAGCCUGGAGGCCAGCGUGGAGAAGCGGACCAAGGAGACCUACGGUCCUCCCAUGGGCAAGAGUCUGCUGGUGUUUAUGGACGACCUCAACAUGCCGCGGGUGGAUGAGUACGGUACCCAGCAGCCGAUAGCCCUGCUGAAGCUGCUGCUGGACAGGGGGGGGAUGUACGACCGAGGGAAGGAGCUGAACUGUAAGCAGCUGAAGGAUCUGGGCUUUAUCGCUGCGAUGGGUAAAGCAGGAGGCGGCAGGAACGAGGUGGACUCUCGCUUCAUCUCCCUUUUCUCUGUGUUCAACAUCCCCUUCCCUGAGGAAGAAGCUCUGCACCUCAUCUACUCCUCCAUCCUUAAAGGACACACCCGGCCGUUUGAGGAAUGUAUUCGGAAUAUGUGUGAUAAGCUGACCUUCUGCACGCUGGAACUUUAUAAAACCAUCAUUAAAGACCUUCCCCCAACUCCCUCCAAAUUCCACUACAUCUUCAACCUCAGAGAUCUGUCCAGAGUCUACAACGGCCUCACCCUCACCAACGCUGAGAGGUUCCUGACGGAGGCUCAGUUUGUGAGGGUCUGGAGGAACGAAUGUCUGAGGGUAUUCUACGACCGGCUCAUCAACGAGACCGAUAAAGCUCUUGUCCAGGGUCACAUUAAGAGCCUGAUCCAGGAACACUUUGGUUCUGAGCUGGACUCUGCAAUGAGAGACCCGAUUCUGUUCGGAGAUUACAGAACAGCCCUCAGCGAGUCCGAGCCCAGAGUCUACGAGGACAUCCAGGACUACGACGCCUGCAAAGCCCUGUUCCAGGAGAUCCUGGAGGAGUACAACGAGAACAAGACCAGGAUGAACCUCGUACUGUUUGAUGAUGCUCUAGAUCACCUGACCCGAGUCCAUCGCAUCAUCAGGAUGGACCGUGGCCACGCCCUCUUGGUCGGGGUGGGCGGGUCCGGAAAACAAUCCCUCACCAAACUGGCUGCUUUCACCGCAGGAUGUGAUGUGUUUGAGAUAGUUCUGAGUAGGGGCUACUCAGAGUCCAACUUCCGUGAAGAUCUGAAGACCCUCUAUGUUAAACUGGGUAUUGAGAAUAAGAGAACGGUGUUCCUGUUCACUGACGCUCACGUAGCUGAGGAGGGCUUCCUGGAGCUCAUCAACAACAUGCUGACCUCAGGCAUGGUUCCUGCACUGUUUCCUGAUGAUGAGAAGGAGAGCGUCCUGAAUCAGAUCAGAGACGAGGCGGUGAAGAUGGGAUCAGGACACUCUAAAGAGAGCGUGUGGCAGUACUUCAUUAAUAAGAGUGCCAGUAAUCUGCAUAUAGUGCUGGGCAUGUCUCCUGUAGGGGACGUCCUGCGAACCCGCUGCAGGAACUUCCCAGGGCUGGUGAAUAACACUGGUAUCGACUGGUUCCUGCCGUGGCCUCCCCAGGCUUUACAUGCAGUGGCUCAGUCCUUCUUGGGUGAGAGCCCUAUGAUCCCCGCGGCUCAUUCGGAGACUGUGAUUGGUCACGUGUGCAUGGUGCACGGCUCUGUGGGAGAGUUCAGCACCCUGUUCCAGCAGAAGCUCCGCCGCAGUAACUACGUCACCCCCAAAAACUACCUGGACUUCAUCAGCACCUACUCCACCCUGCUGCAGGACAAGGACCAGUUCAUCCUGGCUCAGUGUAAGCGGUUGGAGGGGGGUUUGGAUAAGCUGGAGGAGGCCAGUGUGCAGCUCGCUGAUCUUAAUAAGAAGCUGGCGGAGCAGAAAGUGGUUCUGGCUGAGAAAUCCAGCGCCUGUGAGAGUCUACUGCAGGAGAUCUCCACCAACACCGCUAUCGCCGAGGAGAAGAAGAAGCUGGCGGAGGAGAAAGCUAAAGAGAUAGAAGAGCAGAAUAAAGUGAUACUGGUGGAGAAGAAGGAUGCUGAGAGCUCAUUGGCCGAGGCUCUGCCCGCUCUGGAGGCGGCUCGCAUCGCCCUGCAGGAUCUGGACAAGUCCGACGUCACUGAGAUCAGAUCUUUCGCUAAGCCACCCAAGCAGGUGCAGGUGGUGUGCGAGUGCAUCCUGGUCAUGCGUGGACAUAAGGAGAUAAACUGGAAGACGGCUAAAGGCAUGAUGUCCGAGGCCAACUUCCUGCGCUCGCUCAUGGAGAUGGACUGCGACUCCAUCAGUGGAGGCCAGGUUAAGACCGUCAGAGGCUUCCUGAAGAACCUGAACACGUCGUCUGAGGAGAUGCAGGCCAUCAGUAAAGCCGGCUCUGGCAUGCUGAAGUUCGUGGAGGCGGUGAUGGGCUACUGCGACGUGGCCAGAGAGAUUAAACCCAAGAGAGAGAAGGUGGCCAGGCUGGAGAAGAACUUCUUCCAGAGUAAGCGAGAGCUGGAGAAGAUCCAGAGCGAGCUGGAGGCCAUUCAGAAGGAGCUGGGCGCUCUGGGGGAAAAGUACAGUGCCGCCAUGGGCGAGAAGCAGCUGCUGCAGGAAGAGGCGCAGCUAAUGGAGCGCAGACUCAUCGCUGCAGACAAACUCAUCUCCGGCCUCGGAUCAGAGAACCAACGCUGGACAGAGGACCUGGAGGAGCUGAAGAAGAAGCGAGUGCGGCUGCUGGGAGACUGUCUGAUCUCUGCGGCGUUCCUGAGCUACGAGGGAGCCUUUAACUGGGACUUCCGUAACGAGAUGGUGUACGAGGCGUGGCAGAAAGACGUGCUGGAGCGAGGCAUCCCCCUCAGCCAGCCCUUCCGUAUAGAGAGCCUGCUCACCGACGAGGUGGAGAUCAGCAGAUGGGGAUCAGAGAGUCUUCCUCCAGACGAGCUGUCAGUGCAGAACGGCAUCCUCACCACCAGAGCCAGCCGCUUCCCCAUGUGCAUCGACCCCCAGCAGCAGGCCCUCAACUGGAUCAAGAAGAAGGAGGAGAAGAACAACCUCAAGAUCUCCUCAUUCAAUGAUCCAGACUUCCUGAAGCAGCUGGAAAUGGCCAUCAAGUACGGAUUCCCCUUCCUGUUCCAAGAUGUAGACGAGUACAUCGACCCGGUCAUAGAUAACGUCCUGGAGAAGAACGUUAAAGGAGCCGAGGGUCGACAGGUCAUCGUACUCGGAGAUAAGGAAGUCGACUAUGAUCCAAACUUUAAACUUUACCUCAACACUAAACUGGCCAACCCUAAAUACUCACCGGCAGUGUUCGGAAAGGCCAUGGUCAUCAACUACACCGUGACUCUGAAGGGUCUGGAGGACCAGCUGCUGAGCGUGAUUGUGGGAUUUGAGCGUAAGGAGCUGGAGGAGCAGAGGGAGCGUCUGAUCCAGGAGACCAGCCAGAACAAGCGUCUCCUCAAAGACCUGGAGGACUCUCUGCUCCGAGAGCUCGCCACCUCCACCGGGAACAUGCUGGAUAACGUCGAGCUUGUCCACACGCUGGAGGAGACCAAGUCCAAGGCCGGCGAGGUGUUUGAGAAGCUAAAGCUAGCUGAAACUACGUCCGCAGACAUCGAUAAACUGCGUGACGGUUAUCGUCCUGCGGCAAAGCGCGGGGCUAUCCUGUUCUUCGUGCUGGCUGAGAUGGCUCUGGUGAACAGCAUGUAUCAGUACUCACUCGCCUCCUUCCUGGAGGUGUUCGAUUAUUCACUGCGUAAAUCCCUGCCCAACUCCAUCCUGCCCAAGAGACUGAGCAACAUCAUGAACACGCUCACGCUCAACGUCUACAACUACGGCUGCACCGGGCUGUUCGAAAGACACAAGCUUCUCUUCUCCUUUAACAUGACCAUAAAGAUAGAGCAGGCUGAAGGUCGCGCUCCUCAGGAAGAGCUCGAGUUCUUUCUUAAAGGUAACCUGUCUCUGGAGAAGAGUAAGAGGAAGAAGCCGUGUGAUUGGCUGCCUGAUCAGGGCUGGGAGGAUAUUGUGCGUCUGAAUGAGCUUUUCCCCAACGAGUUUGGAGCGCUGAUAGAGGACAUAGAGAAGAAUCCCAAAGAGUGGAAGAAUUGGUUUGAUCUGGACAGUCCAGAGCAGGCUCCGUUCCCUAUGAAGUACAGAGACAGUCUGACCGUCUUCCAGAAGCUUCUGCUGCUGCGCUGCUUCAGAGUGGACCGGGUGUACCGCGCUGUCAGUGACUACGUCACCGCCACCAUGGGAGAGAAGUACGUUCAGCCCCCUGUGAUCAGUUUUGAGGCUAUAUUCGAGCAGAGCACUCCCAGCUCGCCCAUCGUCUUCAUACUGAGCCCUGGCUGCGAGCCGGCCAACGACCUGAUGAAGCUGGCCGAGCGAUCUGGCUUUGGGACCAACAGACUGAAGUUCUUGGCCAUGGGACAGGGUCAGGAGAAGGUUGCACUGCAGCUGCUGGAGACGGCAGUGUCGCGAGGUCAGUGGCUGAUGCUGCAGAACUGUCAUCUGUUGGUGAAGUGGCUGAAAGAUCUGGAGAAAGCUCUGGAGAGGAUCACCAAGCCUCACCCAGACUUCCGCCUGUGGCUCACCACCGACCCCAUCAGAGACUUCCCCAUCGGCAUCCUGCAGAAAUCCCUCAAGGUUGUAACGGAGCCCCCGAACGGUCUAAAGCUGAAUAUGAGAGCUACAUACUUUAAGAUCCAGCUGGAGACUCUGAUGAGCUGCCCUCACCCGGCCUACCGCAGCCUGGUCUACGUCCUGGCCUUCUUCCACGCCGUGGUGCAGGAGAGACGCAAAUACGGCAAGAUCGGCUGGAACGUGCCCUACGACUUCAACGAGUCCGACUUCCUGGUGUGUAUGGAGAUCCUGAACACCUACCUGACCAAAGCUCAUAAUCAGGGUGAAGGCAGUAUCCCAUGGGGAAGCCUCAAAUACCUGAUUGGAGAGGUGAUGUACGGGGGCCGGGCGAUCGACAGCUUCGACCGCAGGAUCCUCACCGUCUACAUGGACGAGUAUCUGGGAGAUUUUAUCUUCGACACCUUUCAGCCUUUCCAUUUCUUCCACAACAAAGACGUGGACUACAGGAUCCCGCCUGACGGAUCCAAGGAGGUUUAUGUUGAGGAGAUCGAGUCCCUCCCCCUGGCUAACACUCCGGAAGUGUUUGGACUGCACCCCAACGCUGAGAUCGGCUACUACACUCAGGCUGCUCGAGACAUGUGGACUCACCUCAUAGAGCUGCAGCCCCAAACAGGUGAUUCUGGGGGCGGGAUCAGUAGGGAUGAGUACAUCGCUCAGGUGGCGCGGGACAUUCAGAACAAGCUCCCCAGCGCGUUCGACCUGGACGUGAUCCGGAAGAAGUUGGGUCCGGACGUCUCGCCCACGUCUGUUGUUCUGCUGCAGGAACUCGAGCGCUUCAACAGACUCGUCCUCCGCAUGAGCCGCUCGCUCUCCGAGCUCCAACGGGCGUUAGCAGGUGAGGUGGGGAUGAGCAGUGAGCUGGAUGAAGUAGCCAGAGCUCUGUUUAAUGGUCAGAUUCCGGCGAUCUGGAGGAAACUGGCUCCCGAUACACUGAAGUCUCUGGGGAACUGGAUGAUCCACUUCAGGAGACGCCACCAGCAGUACAGCUCCUGGGUGGAGGUUGGUGAGCCGGCGGUGAUGUGGUUGUCAGGGUUACACAUCCCGGAGUCGUACCUGACGGCGCUGGUUCAGGCUACCUGCAGACGGAACGGCUGGCCUCUGGACCGAUCCACACUUUACACACACGUUACUCACUACCGCAGUGAGGACGAGGUCACCGAGAAACCCGGACAGGGUUGUUAUGUAUCCGGUCUGUAUUUGGAGGGAGCUGAUUGGGACGUAGAGCAGGGCUGUUUGGUGCGAAGUAAACCCAAAGAACUGGUGGUCCAGCUGCCCAUCCUCAAGGUUAUUCCCAUAGAGGCCCACCGGCUCAGAUUACAGAACACCCUGCGGACGCCCGUCUACACCACGUCCAUGAGGAGGAACGCGAUGGGCGUCGGCCUGGUGUUUGAGGCCGACCUCUUCACCACUGAGCACCACUCCCAUUGGGUCCUGCAGGGGGUGUGUCUGUACCUCAACUCUGACUGACUUCAAAUAUUAAAUAUAUAUCAAAUGUAUUUUUUUUUCUUUUUCAGUUAUUUGUGUGGGUUUUUCUUACAAAAACAGCAGUAAAAACCUUAUUUUUCAUAAAUGUUUACUAUGCACUAAGGGGUAUUUAUACUAACAAAGACCAGGUGUGAGCAAUUAGAAGCUGGGAGAGCUUGAGCACCGUUGUCACCGAGAUAUUUAGUGAUGUUCAGUGAUGGGGGUUCUUUAAUGUGUAAAAUAUAGAUGCACUGUCACAUAUUGACCACAUGGUGGCGGCAGACAGCAGAGAGUGGCUGCAGAUGAAACUCUCUCUCUUUCUUUCUCUCUCUCUCUCUCUCUUCUAACUCACCUAUUUAUUAUCUCACUCCACAGAUCUCUUUAUUAACUCCCCCGUCUUCCUCUUUCACUUAUUCCACAUUUAAUCUGUUCAUCCACCCUCAGAGAGAUAGAGAACGACAGAGAGAGUAAGAUACAAAAAGAGAGAGAUACAGUGAGAAACAAGAGAAAGAGAGAAACACAGUGAGAGUGAGAUACAAAGAGAGAUACAGAGAGAAAAAAGAGAAAGAGAAACUGUGAGAAAAAAGAGAGAGAAAGAUAAAUACAGAAAGAAAAAAGAGAGAGAAAGAGAGAGAUACAGUGAGAAUGAGAUAAAAAGAGAGAGAGAAAGAGAUACAGAGAGUGAUAUACAUAGAGAGAGAAAAAGAGAGAUACAGAGAGAAAAAAGAGAGAAAAAGAGAGAUACAGUGAAAGUGAGAUAAAAAAGAGAAAGAGAAAGAGAGUUACAGAGAGGGCAAAAUUCAAAGAGAGAGAGAAAAGGAGAUUACAGAGAGAAAUAACAAGAUACAGUGAGGAAAGAGAGAUACAGUGAGGAAAAAGAGUGAGAGAAAGAGAGAGAUACAGAGAGAAAAAUGAAGAAAGAGAUAUGCAAAGAGAUAGAAAGAGAGAGAGAUAGAGACAGCCAAUGAAAACCCAAAAUGUCUUUCUCUCUCAGAAAAUUAGAAUAUUAUAUAAAAGACCAACUGGUACUUUUGGGGCAGUGUGAGCAGUGUGCCAAGUCCUGCUGGAAAAUGAAAUCCACAUCUCCAUAAAAGUUGUCAGUAGCAGAGGGAAGCUGUAAGAUAUGAAGUGCUGUAAGAUUCUGUGGGAAAACAAAACUGCACUGACUUUAGACUUGAUAAUAAAACACAGUGGAUCAACACCAGCAGAUGACAGACAUGUCUCUCCAAACCAUCACUGAUCAUCAGUACAUUUUACAUUUCAUUUAUAAAGAAAAUCAAGUGAUCAGAGUCUGGAGGAAGAGUGGAGAGACACACAGUCCAAACUGCUCCAGGUCUAGUGUGAAGUUUCCACCAAUCAGUGAUGGUUUCGGGAGAUGCAGAUUUCAUUUUCCAGCAGGAUUUUUUGGGUUUUCACCGGCUGUAUGCCAUAAUCAUCAACAACAAAGGAGGAUUUUUAUUGUGUGUAAAACAUCUGUAUAAUAUAUGAGCUUCAAAUUUUGAACUGAAUUACUGAAAUAAAGCAACUUUUAAUUA